Messenger RNA from Erythranthe guttata (spotted monkey flower), 2297 nucleotides. NCBI's taxonomy places the organism in Eukaryota, Viridiplantae, Streptophyta, Magnoliopsida, Lamiales, Phrymaceae. The record is from RefSeq and is a predicted model, not a curated record.
AAAUAUAUUCCAAUAAUUAAUUAACCAUCAAUUAUGAAGGUCAAUUGACAAAUAUACCCUUAUUUUUGUUCGGAAGGAGUCUUCUGACUUUAGCUUGUGCCGUUGACUGAGAGACAGUGAUACCAAAACUGAACCGAACCAUGUCCGCCGAGACGGAUGCUGUACUCGUCACCCUCCAUGAAACCCUAGCUUCCUGCUCCAAGUUGAUUGAAGCGGGUGAUUACAGACAUUCCGAUCAAUCAAUUGCGGAGCUUGCGGAUUUCCUUGAAUCAAUCUCCGAAUCUCUAAUCGCAGCAGAAUCUGAGAAUGGAGAUUCUGGAAAUGCGGCUGUUGAAAUUCUCACUCAAAUCCAUGAAUACGUGGCCUCGCCGGCGCUCAAUCAGGAAAUUGUUGAUGCUUUAGCGUUUGUUUUGCCCAUGGCCGCGGCGAGAUUUGGCUGUGCGUCUACAAGGUCUUUGGAGCUCGCUGGGAAUGUGGUUGAUAUUUUUGUGGAGAGAUGUAAUCCACGUGAUAUGUUUUCAGUUCUAUGCGAGGUAAUUUUUUCGUCCAUAGCUGUCCCAUACCCAUCUUUUAACUCCCAGGCAAUAAGUUCUCCGAGCGAUCUUUUCGUGAUUCCGGGCUAUUUCAUACCUCUUCUUAGUGGGCUCAGGAAAGUUCUCGUUUUAAUUCGGACCCGGCAUUAUAAGCAAGUAAAGGUUGCAGUUCCGGUUAUUCUUAAUGUUCUAAAGGAAAUGUCUUCUAAGUCGUAUGAUGAAGAUACGGACUGGGAGAAGUUGUUCCACAAUGCAACUGGAGUGGCCUACUCUAUCAGAGCAAUCUGUGUAAAAUUGGAAGGAGAAGACAAGAAGAAACUCCAUGCUUUAUUAGGCCUAUAUGUCUUGCAGAUCAUGGACUUCGUACUUGAUGUGCAGGCUCUAGUUUCAGUUGUAAUGGCAAGUACGAGAUGUCUUCCUGUGGUGCUAGAGUUGUCUGACCUCCUUCAACAAUGUGAAUUGUCGUAUAUUGGUUUGCUAACAGGAUGUGAGGUUGAUAUGAUUUCUGAACUAGUUCUUGGAGAUGAUAGUGAAGAUGGUAUAGAUUGUUUUUCGCAAGUCAGGCUUGGAGCUGCAGUUGCAGUAAUUUGGGGUUACAAAGCUACGGAAGUUGCUAUUGCUGCCAAAGCUGAUUUGACCACUGUCAUAGUGGAACUUCAAGGUAACUGCACUAGAAGAUGGGAAGCCUUAGCAAUGUUGAAGCACAUUUUCUCAGAUACCAAUCUUUCAUUCGAAUUAAAGGAGCAUGGUAUCAAAUUCCUUCUGUGCAUUAUGGAUGGGAUUACAUCACACUCAUACACUGAUCAUGUAGACUACUCAGUGUAUUUUGCAACUCUGUAUACCGGUUUGCAGGCUAUUGAGAUGGUUAUCAUGUAUGCUUCAGAUUCUAUACUAAGGAAGAACGCAUUUAGCGCAUUCAAAAAGGUGCUUGCAGACAUUCCAGCUUCUGUCAGAUUUGAUGUCUUGAGUGCUUUGAUAAAGAAUAGUGACUCUUCUUCGAUGGUUGCAAUACUUCUAGGUUGCUUCAAAGAAGAAAUGCUCAGAGAAAAAAAUGAAAGAAAUUCAUCAAAAGAUGCUGUCCUGAACAGUGAAGUUAGUCAAUCUACACCGUUUUGGAAUCCAUGUGUGCUUGAAUUGCUGGAGGAAUUUCUCAGGCCUCCAGAAGAUGGACCUCCAUAUCUUCCCGAGUACAGCGAUGCAGUUUUAUCGGCCCUUAAUCUCUACAGAUUUAUUUUGAUUACGGAGUCAACCGAUAAUUCUAACCGUACUGGAAUAUUAUCGGAGGAGAAAUUGCACGAGGUGUAUAAAGAAUGUCUUGUACCGCUACAUACAUUAGUGGAAGCAGAAAUCGAAAACGCUAAGAAUGACGAAGAAGAAUCAGGUAUCACAUGUGCUUUGAACCCUGUUGAGUUUGUUCUCGACCGCUGCAUUGAACUUGUCCAACACAAGCUCAAACCAUUAUAAUGCUUUACCUUUUUAUCCUUUGGAACCCUCCUUUGAGAGUUAAGUAUCAGGCAAUCAACCAGACUUCAAAUUUUAUGAAUUAUUAUUUGGUUCAGCAAAUGAAAAGAUUAACAACAAAAUUUUGAUCAUCUGUUUCUUUUCUGCAUUAGAAAUUUUGUGUGUAUUAUUUGGAGAAGAAAGGGCCCACCAAAUAUAUAUGUAAGGACCCAAAUAGACGGCAAACGAGAUGUCGAAGUGUGUUCGAACCUAUAAUACUGCAAUAUUAUACAACUCUUGUAAAUAAGAGCUUUUUUUCCCUUG